GCCCCCUCCAGCCUCGGCGGGCGCUGCUGCCCGAGGAGUCCGGGGCCGAGCCGCCCUACGCAGCAGCAACUUCAGUCUCCAGGUGCCCGUCUCCGUAGCCGCAAGUGGUGGCCGCCCAGCGCGGCUGGCCCAGCUCCCCGGCACCAAGUCGGAGGCUCCUUACGAAGAGCCGCGUAGUUUGUGAAAAGGCCAAGGCCCAGGUUGUCCGUGGCUGCUGCUCGUAGGGGCCUCCCAUCUAAAUCUGAGCUCCACUGAGCCUGAUUUUUCAGAAGCACUGAGCGCUCCCGGUCCAGAGAAAGGCCUGGGGAGAGCCAGACGCUCAACACCUCUGACAAUCCGGCCCAAGGUGUCGCCGUUCAUGUAAUUGAAAUGAACGGCCACGUCUUGAUUCUGCUUCGUGCUUGAGCCCUAAUAAGGUAAAACAUGCAGGCAGAACCCUGUUGACUUCAGUGGGGCUUGAUGCUGGUGUAAAUUGCUCUUAGCAGGGUGAUUACCAGGUGGUCUUGCCAGGUGUAUCCUAUAAGAAGGAUAGUAGCCUCCCGGAGCCCUAGAAAAUCAAGCUCAGACAAAUAGGACAAACCCACCCUAAGGUAAGAGUCUGAAAGAGACUCCCAAAUAUUUUCCUGGCUACUAAGCAAUAAUGACUCUAACAUAAACUGUCAACAGGUAUGGCUAGACACUCUUUCUGAAUAUCUGUUUAUUUUGCAAUCCAGUAAUGUUAGAAAUUUAAACUGUUCCUCUCUGUGAGCAUCAUAUUUACCUACAGUGAAUUUUAUUUAAUUCUCUAACUCAGGUGCCUCUGAACUUCCUCAGUCUUCUGUAGUCUUUGACUAAUCUAAAUAAUCUUGUGUCAUGUGCAGAUUUUGCCACGUCACUGUUUACCUUCUUCUCCAGGUGUUUAAUAAAUAAGUUUAAACUGCUCUUAGUGUAAAUCAUUGCAAUAUCCUCUUAUUUGCUUCAUUCCAUGAUUAAAAACUGAUGACUUAUUCCUGUUUUGUUUUCUGUUUCUGUCAAUUUCUAGUACACAAAAGAACUUCUCUCACACCCUGUAUUUAGUUUCUUUAACUACACCUUCUUAUGAGGAACCUGAUUAAAGCUUUUUGAAAGUCUGAACCAAUAAUAUCAACUGGCUUUCCUUUGUCAACCUCAAAGACUUCUCCUAAAGUGAGAGAUGUGAUUCUCGGUUAGAGCCCACAUUAAUUGGGUCUUAUAUUUCAGAGUAGCAGCCGUGUUAGUCUGUAUUCGCAAAAAGAAAAGGAGUACGUGUGGCACCUUAGAGACUAACAAAUUUAUUUGAGCAUAAGCUUUCGUGAGCUACAGCUCACUUCAUCUCAUGAAAGCUUAUGCUCAAAUAAAUUUGUGGGUCUUAUAUUGUGUUUCUCUAGGACAGGUGUUCUUCUUACUAUUGCUUCAAACAACUUGUCAAGUGCUGAAGUAAAGAUAGUGGCCUUUAAAUGUCAAGCUUAAUCCUAAUGCUUUAAAAAAUAGACCUAAUAUUCCAGACUAAUCAGACCUGAAUAGACUUAAAGACUUUCAAGCCUUCUUUAGCCAUCAAAAUGAAGCCCACCUUCCAGUCCUCAAGAAUAUCAGCUAGCUUUCAUUGUAAAUUACAUUGUUUUGUUAGCAGCUCACCCACUUAAUUCUUAAAUCGUUCAGAACUUUUGGGUGAGUAUUCUGUGGACCUGAUGACUUGCUGCUGUCACUAUACCUCACAAGGAGUAGACAAGAUAAGAUAGGGAACUGAAGAACCCAUGCCUAGGAAUGCCUGCUGCAGAGAUCCUACCUGAUCAUGCUGGAGCAUGCCAAGAUGAAAUGGUUUUCCCUAGGUCAGGCCUGUUUGCUGUUGGCAGUGUACAGAGAGGGUGAUGUGAUCAUACAUGAGACAUCUACCUUAACUGCGCACAGAGCAUGCAAGGAUGAGUUUGGGGUGGAACUGUGUCCUGAAGAAACAAUACAGAGGACCUCAACCUUGGGUGUGGCAGCUGGUGAAGCCUGGCCUAGCAGAAGACUCUCUUGUCCUGAAUCACACUGUAAUACAAACAGCUGCUUUGAAAGAUGGGCUGGAAGUCUGAAGAGAAAAACUGUAAGCUUCGCCCGGCUCCUGCGGAAGCAGGCGGACUCCGCGCUGCAGCUCCAGAAACCUGCCCACUCCGUGGCGCUGAUCGGAGCCCCGUUCUCCAGGGGGCAGAAGAGAAGAGGGGUGGACCACGGCCCCGCUGCCAUCAGGAACGCGGGGCUGACGGAGCGGCUCUCCGGCUUGGGUUGCCAAGUGUACGAUUUUGGAGAUCUGAGUUUCACUCAAGUGCCCAAUGAUGAGCUGUAUAACAACUUGGUCAAAUACCCACGCUCUGUUGGAUUAGCCAGCCAGGUGCUGGCUGACUCUGUGAGCAGAGCAGUGGCUGCUGGACAUAGCUGUGUAACCAUGGGAGGUGACCAUAGCUUGGCACUUGGUUCCAUCAGUGGACACACACGGCAGUGCCCUCACCUCUGUGUGAUCUGGGUGGAUGCACAUGCCGAUAUCAACACCCCUCUCACAACUCAAUCUGGAAACCUCCAUGGACAGCCAGUCUCAUUUCUGUUACGAGAGCUCCAGGAUAAAAUGCCGCUGCUUCCUGGCUUUUCCUGGCUAAAGCCCUGCCUCUCAACAUCAGAUAUUGUCUACAUUGGUCUGAGGGAUGUGGAUCCUGCUGAACACUAUAUUUUGAAGAACUAUGACAUUCAGUAUUAUUCAAUGAGAGACAUUGAUCGCCUUGGAAUACAGAAAGUUAUGGAAAGGACAUUUGAACAACUAAUGAGCAGAAGACAAAGACCAAUUCACCUGAGCUUUGACAUUGAUGCUUUUGAUCCUUCGCUGGCUCCAGCAACAGGGACUCCUGUUUUAGGUGGAUUAACAUAUCGGGAAGGCAUGUACAUUACAGAGGAAAUACACAAUACAGGAUUGCUUUCAGCUGUGGACCUGGUUGAAGUAAACCCAUUGCUUGGAGCCUCUCAGGAGGAAGUGAAUGCUACAGCUAGUCUUGCAGUAGAUGUGCUAGCAACAUGCUUUGGGCACACCAGAGAAGGAGCACAUGCUGUUUUUGAUGAACUCCCAACACCCAAUUCACCAGAUGAAUCAGACAGUGAAGAGCAAGUGAGGAUUUAGGACCCCCAAAUGAUGGAAGACACUUCACAUUGGGCAUUCCGUUGAGGCACUUGAGUGGAUAGAUUGUCAAACACAUGGAGUGUUUUACUUUGUUUUAAAGAGACUAGUUUUUUCCAUUUGACCAAUAACUGUUUUAUUCAUUUAGAUGUAAAGUAAUAAAACAAUUACCUUA
Dermochelys coriacea (leatherback sea turtle) is the source of this 3314-nucleotide messenger RNA. It is a transcript of the gene ARG2, whose product is annotated as arginase 2. Bases 1790 to 3142 code for a protein of 450 amino acids. Gene Ontology annotation, cellular component: cytoplasm; mitochondrion. Gene Ontology annotation, molecular function: arginase activity; manganese ion binding. The transcript has 12 exons. The record is from RefSeq and is a predicted model, not a curated record. Lineage: Eukaryota; Metazoa; Chordata; Testudines; Dermochelyidae.